Messenger RNA from Scleropages formosus (Asian bonytongue), 7698 nucleotides. It is a transcript of the gene sipa1, whose product is annotated as signal-induced proliferation-associated 1. The record is from RefSeq and is a predicted model, not a curated record. Gene Ontology annotation, molecular function: GTPase activator activity; protein binding. Gene Ontology annotation, cellular component: cytoplasm. Bases 1111 to 4899 code for a protein of 1262 amino acids. The transcript has 18 exons. Lineage: Eukaryota; Metazoa; Chordata; Actinopteri; Osteoglossiformes; Osteoglossidae. Gene Ontology annotation, biological process: regulation of small GTPase mediated signal transduction.
UCAGUCUGGCCUUGAAACUGUGUCUUAAAGUGUGAUUUUCGUUUAGCCGCAGAAAAAAAGCAUUUAGUUUCACGAUAGCCAUUACGAAUAGUUCAAUAAUUGUACUGAAAAUCGCUUCUGAGGCAAAAGUUGUCUUCGUGAUGUCAUCAAUAGGUGUUUUUCACAGAAAUAUUUUUAAUUAUUUGGAAGAUAUGGAGUAGUAGCAGCAAUCUGAAAGAUGCAGAGCCCCUCCCUCCUUAGAGGCUUCAGAAGACUGCCCUCCCAAUAACCCCCCACCGUCAGCCGCUUGACCAGGAUCAGUGACCCCACGCCUGGAACCAUAUGGCCAAGCGAGGUCUUGAAGAGUUUCUUCAGUCUGGAGAAUUCAGAGAACCGUCUGACUGGUGAUUUAAGGUGGCAUGAUGAAAACCCAAUCCAAAAGCAGCCCAUUGGAAAUCCCUCGAAGAUGCUGUAAAUGGUGAUCAAGCUGAGUGCCUAAUGCAGAAGGAUUCUCCAUCCCAAUAUAAGAGGAAGCAGAGCUUCCGUAAAGGUUGCUGUCCCAGUUUUCUGCGUUUCCUGCAAAAUCAGCUUAAUUUUUAGCCAAAUUGUCAGCUAAAAUUUAAAACUUGGUUGUCACCAUACAAUGAGUAUCUUACUGAGGCUGCAGUUUUUUAUGGUGGUGGAACAACCUACAAGUCUGAGAAAGACGGGCUUUUUACUUGUAGCAAAUCAACACUCCAGAUAAGAAUUGGAUGAUGCUCGACUUAUAAAAGUCUCAUGCUACACUUAAAGGGAUGCCCUUUUUUACCAUAUACCUCCCCCACCUGUGAAAUUUUAUCAAUGAUUUUAUUUUUCCAAACAAGCUGUUCUCUUUUAGUACCUCUAAUUUUAGGCAGUGGCUUCUGAGAAAAGUAAUUCGGCAGUGAAGUUGCAAAGGAAGUCUUUUUUUAGUUUUUUUGGAUGACGCAAAUGAGCAGUUGUGUUGGAUUGCCAGUCAAUUGUCCAGCUGUGUGUCUAUCACCAUUUCCUGCGCUCACUUUUCACAACACUGCACAGGACUGGAAUUGUAAUCAGAAAGCAGUGUAAAAGGAGGCUACAGUUAUAAGUGAGUGGAACUAGUAACAAGCAACAAUGCAGUCAGAUGACCUCUUCAUCCGAAAGUUCCGCAGGCAAAGCCCACGGCCGCCCGUGGCAUCAGUCAGCUUCGACCCAAAGCGUGAGGGCGGGGUGCGAACACGGGUGGCAGAAUGGCCCCCAAGGAAGGACGAGGAGGCAACAGGGGGGGAGGGCCUGACGGCCAGCCGCACAGGCUUGAACCUGCGUGCCUUGGGCCGGAGCCACAUCAUGCAAAGGAGCAACAGUGAUGUGACACUGGGUGACCUGGACUCGACAAAGGGAUCUGGGAAAGCCACCAGGGCAGGUGGUGAUAAAGCCGGCACAGGAGAGACUGGAGCUCUGGGCGAUGCUGGGGCAGCACUACACAGGGAGUACGGGAGCCUCUCAUCCCUGGAGCGGCAGAUACGGCCACAUGCUGCGAGUGGCGAAGACCCAGGUGCGCUCAGUCCUUCGGCCUUGCGCUUUAAGGAUCCCUUCCUCCUACUCGGCCUACAGGAUUCAGCCCCUGACCCUGACGGUUUCUUCCGUGGACUGAGCGCACAUAGUGGCGAGUCAGCAAAGCCGGCCAAACCUCCAAAACCAGAAAUGCAGAGCAAGAAAAUCAAACCUGUUCCACCUCAGCUUCCUCAGCCUGGCCCUGGUGACAACCUGGGGGGUGGUGCCUGGGUCCGCAACUUUGCCCACUAUGAUGUGCAGAGCAUAUUGUUUGAUCUGGUUGAGGUGGCUUCCAGCCGCGACAGCAUUGGUCGCAAGAAGAACAUCACUUCAGGGGCUUCAGCAGCCUCUCAGCUCCGACCCCCUACAGCUGCUGCACUUCCUUCACCCUCACAAGGCGGAGGCAGUGGGGGUGGACCCGAGGACCCCGAGCAGUCACUGUUGCCACUGGAUGAGGGCGAUGGCAAUGGAAAUGACCUGUUGCUCAGCUGCCCUCACUUCCGAAAUGAGAUGGGUGGUGAGCAGAGGCCAGGCUUAGGUUGCACACGGGGUCCCGGUGGGAUGCGACUUAGCCUGCGGAUUCCCAAUGAUGCUGUGUCUGUGUUGGAGGAACCCAGGGAGAGCCAUGUUCAGCAGCAGGGCAAGAGCAACUACUUUAUUGAGCAUGCAGACCUGGGAGCCCACUACUAUCGCAAGUACUUCUACAUGAAAGACCACCAGAACUUCUUCGGUAUGGAUGAACGCCUCGGUCCUGUGGCCAUCAGCUUCCGGAGGGAGGAGAAGGAGGGCUCCAGUGGUGCCCAAUACAACUAUAGGAUCAUCUUCCGUACAACAGAGUUGAAGACCCUGAGGGGUUCCAUCUUGGAGGAGUCGGUGCCAUCAGCAGCCCGCCAUGCCACUCCCCGGGGCCUCUCCCCCAAGAGGCUGCUAGAGCACAUCAUCCCAGACCUGAACCUGCACUGUCUACGUCUGGCUUCCACCUCACCCAAGGUCCGGGACACCCUGCUGAAGCUGGAUGAACAGGGGCUCAACUUCCAGAGGAAGGUGGGUGUGAUGUACUGCCGGGCCAGCCAGAGCUCAGAGGAGGACAUGUACAACAAUGAAAGCGCAGGUCCUGCCUUCGAGGAGUUCCUCGACCUGCUGGGGGAACGUGUACGGCUGAGGGGCUUUGAGAAGUACCGGGCCCAGCUUGACACCAAAACGGACUCCACAGGCACCCAUUCCCUAUACACACGCUAUCAGGACUAUGAGAUUAUGUUCCAUGUUUCCACCAUGUUGCCCUACACUGCCAACAACACACAGCAGUUGCUGAGGAAGAGGCACAUUGGCAAUGACAUUGUGACCAUUGUCUUCCAAGAGCCAGGAGCCCUGCCUUUUACCCCCAAAGCCAUUCGCUCCCACUUUCAGCAUGUUUUCAUUGUGGUGCAGGUUCACUACCCUUGCACCGACCGCACCUACUACAGAGUGGCCGUGACACGUUCCAAGGACAUCCCGCUAUUUGGACCAUUGUUCCCAAAGGGGGCACAUUUCCCCCGCUCACCAGCCUUCCGGGACUUCCUGCUGGCCAAGGCCGUCAACGCAGAGAAUGCAGCGGAGAAGUCCGAGAAGUUCCGCUCCAUGGCCACCCGCACACGGCAGGAGUACCUGAAGGACUUGGCAGAGAAUUAUGUCACCACCACUCCAAUUGACUCAUCCACCAAGUUUCCUCUGCUUUCUCUGGGCAGCAAGCGCAAGGAUAAGCUUAAGGGGGCUAAGGGGGCAGAGCUACACAGUGCUGGGGCACUCGUGUGGGCAGUGACAGCGACGGAGAGCGGAGCUUCAGGGCACAGCUUGCCCUGCUUGUUGGGCGUGUCGGCCGAAUCGGUGGUACUGAUAGAACGAUGCAGCCGCAGAGUUGUGUUCAAUUGCUGCUGUCGAGAUGUGAUUGGCUGGAAAGCCGUGACGGAGGGUGGGCCGAAGGGCAUAGCAUGCCUGGACAUCUUCUAUGAGAGGGGGGACUCUGUGUCUGUCAGCGUGCCCGAAAACCAGGCGGAGGACAUCCGGGAGGUGGUGCAGAGGCUUGAGUUGGUGACCCGGGGCUGCGAGGCUAAGGAGGUGAGCCCUAUGCGUGACAGUGCUGGACAACCUGGCUUCUUGCUGAGCGAGGAGGGCUUUGUGACGGAGCUUCAGCGGUUUGGCUAUGCUGACAGUGGUGGGCUCCAGCUGGGGGCACGGGUGGUGCGGCUGUGCGGCCAGCCUCUGGUGUCCCUUGAUUUAGAGGCAAGGACGAACCUGCUGCGCUCUGCCCACAAAAUCCAGCUGACAGUGAUCCCCCCAGAUGAAAAUGGCAAACCCCGCAGGAGCUUUUCUGAGCUGUACCAAAAAGCCAUCCAGGAUGCAGAGCGCAAGGCAGGGGAGGAGCCAACUGGAGAGGCCUGGGUGUUGGAUGAGAAGGAGGGUGAAGAGGAGCAAGAAGAGGGAGAGCAAAUCAGAGCUGAGGACUCUGUGCCAGCCAAAGGUGGGGACAUCCAACAGUUAGAAGUCACAGAGAGCUCCCUUCUUUCCCCACCAAGUUUACCCCUCCUACGAGCAAGCUCCCUUCAGGACAGCACCCCAACUACAUCCACCGAAAUCAGCGUCUCCAUGCUGACACGCAGCUGCUCCCUUGAGAGGCCAAUGCCCUGCCAGGACUCCCCUGACAGACACCUAUACGAGGGUACUGGUGGGAUGGCCGACGACCAUGUCUGUGGGAAGGCAACAGAGCUACGCAAUGAUACGCCCGAUCUUAUCCUGGCAGCCAAGCCCAAGGUCCCUCCAGAUGGUGAGGAGCUACAGAAACAGUCUAUGGAGGUGCACAGUGGAGAGGGGAGCGAGGAUCAGCCUUCGGGAAGCAUUCCCUCCCAGCCUUCAGCACCACUCGGAGGUCCGGAGAGAGCUGACCACAACUCGCGUGCCCUCAGCCUCCACAACUCCAUCACCAAGAUCCUGUCAGAAACAAGCCAGUCUUCUGAGAAAGAGUGGCAGUCAAUUGCCGAUCUGGCAGCAGCCUGUCGAAGUAUCCUGGAGGCCCUGUCACGAGAUGACCGUAAAGCAGAUGGACCAAGUCCAAUGGACAGCUCCAGCGUUCCAGGACAGAUGGAAGCCAAGCUGAGGGAUAUCAGAGAAAGUGAUUCUCCUGGGCACCUGGAAGAGAAAGUUUCUCAGCUGGAAGCCAUGUUAAAGAGGCUUCAAGAUGACCUUCAGAAGGAAAAAGAGGACAAGGCGGUGCUGCAGGCAGAGGUGCAGAGCCUCCGGCAGAACAACCAGCGGCUGCAGGAGGAGUCCCAGAGCACGGUGGCCCGUCUCAUCAAGGUCACAGAGCUGCUGUGCAGCGUCAACAAGCCCUGCUAGUCCCUCCGGACCACCCCACCCCACCUUCCAUCGGCUGCUCCUCUGUCAGCCCCACAUGCAAACCCCCUGUCCACGUGUUCCUGAAGGCUGCUGUCCCCAUGCAAAAAUAUUCGUGUGGUCAGCACUGCGCUGGUCCACAUGGUAUGCAUGUCUACUCUCCUUCAGAAAUGGAUCGUCUCUGCUUCUGUAUUUUAGCUCCUCAUCCAUCCGCUGCCCAAGGUUGAGCACACACUGUUCCAUGCAGCUGCAUUGUUUGUGUGUUAUACUAUCAGCAAGUCGGACUCGAUAGCAACUGCAGAGUCUGGAGCUCUUAUUUAAAUGGUGAAAAACUGCAUUUAUUCAUGGGAAGCAAUAUGUUUGGUGGCCACUUUGAAAUGUACAUCAAAUUAAUUUAUAGUGUAUAGAUUUGUAAUAUCAGUUCCUACAGAUCCAACCCACACCCCAUAUCUCACUGUGCUAGCAAUAGAACCACAUCUGGACAUGAUUUCCUUGGUGACACCAUAUCAAGGGAAGCCCAUUCUGCUCUAUGCAAUCUGAGUUGAACAGGAUCUUUUGCUGACUUUAGGUAAAAGCUCUCUCCCAAGGCAAAUCAUAUUGGACAAACAAUGUAAUUACACUCAUUUGCGAUUGGUUGCUCUAGGCAUUCUUUGAGAUUUUCUCUGUUUGUCUUGUGCGCAUCUUUACAAAUGUGGGUAGUAGUCUGUCUUUGACACCAGGAGUGUGACAGCAUAUCUUAGCAUUUUUUAUGGUUCAGCAAAAAAAUUGACUGGAUCCCUCUUGGUUUGGGCUGCAUGCCCUGUGCUGUUUCCUUGGAAACAUUAUGACAUGCCUGUAUGUCAUGUACGUACAUGUAUUUGCUCACAGAUAUUGUUCUGUGUUCGCUUAGGUGUGCAAACAUUUCCCACAAAAGUGAAAAGGGGAAAAAGUCUUUUACAAUUAAUAAAGCUUAAGCAGUUUGUAGCAACAGUAAUAGGAAAAGCAGGCAACACAGUAGUAAAGUGGGUAGCGUUGGUGCCUAACAGAACCUGGGCUAUGUAUAAUAGACAUAAGUUCAGUGCCGAUAGGUCUGUGUCCCCAUGGUACUGUGGUUUUCCUCUGGGUGCCCUGCUUUUUUCCUCCACAGUUCAAAGACAUAUGCUUCACAUGGAUGGGGAACUCUUCAAAAAUUUGUACUGUGUGACUGUGUUUGUUUGUGGCUGUCCUGUGAUGGACUGCUGUCCUUUCUGGGAUGUACCCUACUGAGCCUAGCAUCCUAUGCUUCUCGGAUAGGCUCCGGGCCACCACAGCCCUCCCCUGAACAAGCCAUGAUCCCUAAUGAGUGUGUGAGUAAUAGAGAAAGUGCUCCUCCUGCUGGCUGGCAUUUCCACUUGUGUCACUAGCAGUGAUUUCUUAGCAUUAAAAAGUUCCAGGGCAUUCCAAAUCUCAUUAAUUUUAAUAAGCAGCAAAAUCUUCUCCUGAACAAUGAUGGUUAUUAAUUCAAAAUUUUUUGAUCGCUAUCAGAAUUUGAACUAGACAAAUAAUCACUCACUCACUUUCGCUACCCCUUUGUUCUGAUUACAGUGGUCCAGAGUCUAUCCUGCAGGUGCACCAUGGACAGGACACCAGUCCAUCACAGGCUAGCCACACAAGUAGACACAGGCAAUUUUUUAUGACCAAUUCAACUGAACUGCAUAUCUGUGGCCUAUGAGAGGUAACCAGAACACCCAGAGGAACCUCGAGUGCUGCCACAGGAGAACAAGUAAGCUCCACCACCAACUGAGUGAGAAAUGCGUCUGUUAAAUAAAUACACGUAAAUGUAAAUUUGAACCUGUGCUCGAAACAGCUCAGCCACUGUUGGGUGACAGCAGUACCCACUUCACUACUGUGCCACUGUAAUCAAAUAAUGCCAAUGAUUAUUUUAAAAAAAGUCACCCCACAUGAACAGAAUUCUUGAGGCUUAACAAUGAAAAGGAAAAGCUUACAAGAAUGUUGUGCCAGUUUUUACUCUGAUUCCACCGUCUUGCUAAUACUAACAAAGGGUUCUUUGCUAACUGUCCACAUUUUAAAAUCCAUGGAGGAUGAAUUCCAGGGGAAAUGGAAAAGAAGCAAUGCUCCUUCUCUUUGGAACAGAAAAUGAAGUGACUUUUACAGAACUAUUCAACAUUAUACAACUGAGCCAAAUGUUAAAACGAUGUUUGAUACCUCAUUUACUGAGAGUUCAGCAUAUGUAAAGGAAGAUAACCUACAUGUGUCCCAUGUGGUAGGGUUCUUAGCAGCUGGCUGAAAUGGAAAUUCAGCUUUAAGUGGAUGACUUUUAAUGCUGGCAGCCAGGCUCUUGCAUGCUGUAUGACCUCUGCUAACCAGCUUUUGGAAGUGCAGAAUUUUGGGAUGUUUUUUCCCCUCAGCAGUGCCAUCUCUGGAUAAGAGUGCAAACAGAAGAAUGGUGUGUCACUGAGCUGUGUAGAAGCUCACAUUUGUCUGUUUAUUUCUUCUGGGUCAAAAGACAAGUGAUUUCUCUGUUACCUCAGAGAGGGAACACUGAAAAGACGGGGCACCCACCAGAGCCCUUUCAUAGUCCCAGAAAACAAAACGGCAAGUUUGGUGACUAUACCCACAUCAUAAAUAGUAAACAGUCUGGCAGACUCCCAGACAUGUAUGUGUCUUUCUGUCAGCAAAUACAGUAUAAAGGCUGUUUUCAUGAUGUUAAUGAACCUAUAUGUUGUAAAUACUUAUGUUUUUUCUCCUCUGGUAAUUUUGAAUAUGAUUUUUUUUGAGUCACUGUGAUUACCUGGUACCAGCAGAUUACAAUAUAUGAAAUGA